GUGACCGCGCCUCACCCAGUCCUGUCCCCCUCAACGACCUAACAACCUGGCCUGGUUUUUGCCCAACUCUUUCUUCUUCUAUUCCUCGUCACCGACUUUGUUCUCUUUCUUUCUAUUUUUUUGACCCCCUGUCAAUCCUCGAUUAUAAUUUUGGUUCGCCAACAUGAAUCCCCAUCAGCAGAACAAGAUCGAUACUAGCAAAAUGAGCCCGGAUGAGCAGCGGCUUUUCCGCCUCUAUGGCAAGAUGCCCACCAAGAAAGACCUCCUGCAGAACAAACUGAAGGAGCGCAAAUACUUUGACUCGGGUGACUACGCACUCAGCAAGGCUGGAAAGGCUUCGGACGUCGGUGUCACCAACAUCGGCUCCCAGCACCCCGUCCCGGAGAACAUUCCUCAUCUGACUGCUACCUCGCCUGGUGCUAACAACCCUGCGGCUGCAAGCAAUGGCGGCAGCAUUAGUGCUCAGGGAGGCCAGCAGAUCCCUGGUAGUAUCAGUGGCCAUCCGGGCUCCAUCGGAUUUCAGAGCCGAAGCCCGGUGAAGGAGGCAAGUUAUCUGCAACGGGAAACAAGUGCGGAUGAGACCGAGGAGGCCGAGAAGAAGGAAGAUGACAGCGUGAGCCCACCCCCUGCGCGUGGCGGUGUUCCGAUCCGGCAAUAAAUACCUGAGCUGUCACCUGUGUUCUCCUUGCCCCAUUUGCAAUUGUGUCGCAUCAUGUCUCUGUUUUCCCCGACGGUGGUGGUGGUGGUGGCAUCAAAAGAGCCUGGCGCUAUGGAUCGAUUCUAAUGUAUUUACGACAUUUGGUUCCCUUCUUCCCUUUUCCCCCUUCCGUUUUUAGCGAUUUCUGUGGACAAAACAGAAUGGCUUUGUUUCAAAGCCGGCGGCAAUGAAGUUGCAAG
This is a messenger RNA of Aspergillus welwitschiae, 897 nucleotides long. RefSeq names its product endosulfine family protein. Gene Ontology annotation, molecular function: protein phosphatase inhibitor activity. Gene Ontology annotation, cellular component: cytoplasm. The transcript has 3 exons. Bases 164 to 658 code for a protein of 164 amino acids. The record is from RefSeq and is a predicted model, not a curated record. NCBI's taxonomy places the organism in Eukaryota, Fungi, Ascomycota, Eurotiomycetes, Eurotiales, Aspergillaceae.